UGCUAACGUUUUGCACUGUAACUCCAAUUGUUUUCAAAAAAGUGUAUUCAUGUGAUGCAUAAACUUUUCGUGGCACGUUGAGCUGUGAAAUGAGGCGAGAAAAAUAUCAAAUUUAUUUUAAAUGGGCUCGUGAGAGACAAAAAUAUGAUUUGCAUUAGAAACAACAUGGGACUGACAUGCCAAGAGGGGCAGAAUAGUUUACACAUAAAAGAUGUCGGUACAUAUCUAGGUACAUAAACAAUAUCUAUUGUAGAACCCACAUCCACGACUAAAAAAAAUCUUACAAAUGUGCGCAAAGCAUCUAAAACUUGUGCAGUCUCAAUUUUCAACCAAAUGAGCUCAAAUUUUGGGAGAAGACAUAGAAUCUGGUUACAAAUCGAGUAGAACGGCAGUGUGGAGCAAAAACAAUUUUUUCAACCACUUUACUGGCCCACCUUGUCCCCAAAUACAUUUUCCACAACGUUAUUACCAGCAUACGAUUAUCCCAUACUAGCCUAGCAUUGCUAGGAUAUUACAUGUAUACAAAUAUAAAACGAUUUUGUCCAAAUUUUAAAAUUGCUAAGCAAGCUAUGCUUUCUUUUCUGGACAGUAUUUUUAAAUUUUCUUUGCGUGACUAAUUUUGUUCGACGUCUCCACGAAAACAUGACUUUUAUCGCAGAAAAUACAUUUCUAUGGCAAAAAUUAGCUGUUCAGCUGAGUGUAAAUGUGACGCUUGAUAAUGCUAUACAAUUAUUGCAACAAGGAGUAAAAAUUCUAUACAUUCAGUUUGGAUUACAUACAAGAGAAGAGAACGAACAUCUCUUGGAUAUGGCAAAUCAAGCAAUUGGAACAUAUGCCUUAGAAAUGGACCUCCGAAAACCGGCUAUCGGUGUCGCAUGUGAGCUGAGUGGUAGAAGUUGUCGUUUGAAGUAUGGCCGCAAAUGGGGUCCAGUUGAAGUUACUCCAGGGCAAAGAAUUUACCUAACAUCCGACGCAAAAUACGAGGACAAAAAGUCCGAUUCUAUAAUUUUCGUCACCAACUUUGAAAAGCUGUUGACCACAUUGAUCCCAGGAGACGUUUUGAACAUAAACGAAAUGCAGCUUAAAGUAUGUAAAAUAAAUGGGAAAUACAUGCAGUGCUGCAUCAUAAAUGACUCUAGAAGCUCUUUGUGUAUGUUCUAUCCUUACGACCAAAUAGAAAACAUUUCUACGGACAAAAGUACCAAAUUGUCCAAUAUUAAUGCACAGGAAUGUUUGCUAGCUCUCAAGAAAGGAUGUCGCUACAUUGUCAUACCUGAUGUGGAAAACCACACGAUGAUUCAUGCUGUGGAUGAACUACUGCAAUUUAAUUUGAAAGGAGAUCAAACCAUCCGAACAAUCGCUAGAUUGGUAACCUCUGCUAGUGAUAAUCCCUGUAUCAAGCAUAACAUCCAACACGUGGCAGGAUGUGUCACACAGGACGCCGAUGUCGUAAGACAGUGUAAGGAAUUAUGCAAAGCAGUAUUGUUUGAAGUUUCGGACAUAGAUCAACUACCCAAAGAGGAAAUAUUUCGUCAUGUAGAUGUCUUCAUCACCAAGCCAGAAAUAAUCGAGGCCCUUAAAUUUCGCCUCAGGGAGUUAAAUCAAACUGCUAUGAGUACAUUGAAACCAUCUGUCUAUCCACUGCAACUAGAGCAAGGACAACGUGUUCUAUGCCAGUGCAUAGAAUAUGCCAGCAACAAUUGCAAAGCUAAUGCUGUUAUUUUUUGCACGCCCAAAUCCUUAUGCGAAGCAGAAAAACUCUCCCGCAGGAGUUUACCAUGUCCAGUGCUUGUCACAACCGAAGAUGAAGAUGCGUUGUACUACCUUCUGCUUCGCAAGUACUGUUUUCCCGUCUUUGUAUGUGGCGCCAAGUCUAACCGACAACUCAUCAAGUAUGCAACCAUCUAUGGACGAAAAUUUGGAUUUUUAAAACCGGGCAACUUUAUUGUCAGUGGAUUCGGUGAACACCUUGUUCAAGGGUUGGAAAUGCGGUACGUACCAGACGACUUUAUUGUUGGAGCCCAAUAAACUUCACCAACUUGCA
This is a messenger RNA of Aedes albopictus (Asian tiger mosquito), 2044 nucleotides long. RefSeq lists its product as uncharacterized. Gene Ontology annotation, biological process: glycolytic process. The record is from RefSeq and is a predicted model, not a curated record. The coding region runs from base 643 to 2028 and encodes 461 amino acids. Gene Ontology annotation, cellular component: cytoplasm. The transcript has 2 exons. Gene Ontology annotation, molecular function: potassium ion binding; pyruvate kinase activity; magnesium ion binding. NCBI's taxonomy places the organism in Eukaryota, Metazoa, Arthropoda, Insecta, Diptera, Culicidae.